AUGCAAGAAAAACUUCAUAAUAAUAUUUAUUUUUUGUAGAAAGUUGUCGACACUGGGACUUCCCAAGCGGUCCCCCACCUUAGUACUAACCCAGCCUUAAGGCGCUUAACUUCGGAGUUCGAAUGGGAUCCGGUGUUUUCACCUUAGUAUGGCCGACAACAAAAUUCAUUAAAUUGUUGUCGACACUGGGACUUCCCAAGCGGUCCCCCACCUUAGUACUAACCCAGCCUUAAGGCGCUUAACUUCGGAGUUCGAAUGGGAUCCGGUGUUUUCACCUUAGUAUGGCCGACAACAAAAUAGAUAAUACUAUUUUGUUGUCGACACUGGGACUUCCCAAGCGGUCCCCCACCUUAGUACUAACCCAGCCUUAAGGCGCUUAACUUCGGAGUUCGAAUGGGAUCCGGUGUUUUCACCUUAGUAUGGCCGACAACAAAAUUGAUGAUAUUAUUUAGUUGUCGACACUGGGACUUCCCAAGCGGUCCCCCACCUUAGUACUAACCCAGCCUUAAGGCGCUUAACUUCGGAGUUCGAAUGGGAUCCGGUGUUUUCACCUUAGUAUGGCCGACAACAAAAUUGAUAAUAUUAUUUUGUUGUCGACACUGGGACUUCCCAAGCGGUCCCCCACCUUAGUACUAACCCAGCCUUAAGGCGCUUAACUUCGGAGUUCGAAUGGGAUCCGGUGUUUUCACCUUAGUAUGGCCGACAACAAAAUUGAUGAUAUUAUUUAGUUGUCGACACUGGGACUUCCCAAGCGGUCCCCCACCUUAGUACUAACCCAGCCUUAAGGCGCUUAACUUCGGAGUUCGAAUGGGAUCCGGUGUUUUCACCUUAGUAUGGCCGACAACAAAACUUAAUGAAUUAAUCUAUAAUAUAUAGAAAACAAACAACUAACUAUAACCAAAUCAAAUCAUCACGAAGUUUAUUAAAAUGUUUAAUUUAAAUAAUAUUUUUUAUAAAAAAUGUAAGAAUAAUUUAUGA
Molecule: messenger RNA, 978 nt
Organism: Tetrahymena thermophila SB210
Lineage: Eukaryota; Ciliophora; Oligohymenophorea; Hymenostomatida; Tetrahymenidae
Product: MFS transporter
Exons: 7
Source: RefSeq, a predicted model, not a curated record